Messenger RNA from Orycteropus afer afer, 2276 nucleotides. RefSeq names its product homeobox A1 (gene HOXA1). Gene Ontology annotation, biological process: regulation of transcription by RNA polymerase II. The record is from RefSeq and is a predicted model, not a curated record. Gene Ontology annotation, molecular function: RNA polymerase II cis-regulatory region sequence-specific DNA binding; DNA-binding transcription factor activity, RNA polymerase II-specific. Gene Ontology annotation, cellular component: nucleus. Lineage: Eukaryota; Metazoa; Chordata; Mammalia; Tubulidentata; Orycteropodidae.
AUUUUUCUUCUUUGGCCCCAUGGAGGAAGUGAGAAAGUUGGCACGGUCACCCAGGGCGUCGCAGGACCCGGUCACUCAGUGACAGAUGGACAAUGCAAGAAUGAGCUCCUUCCUGGAAUACCCCAUCCUCAGCGGAGGCGACUCGGGAACCUGCUCAGCGCGAGCCUACCCCUCGGACCAUGGGAUUACAACUUUCCAGUCGUGCGCGGUCAGUGCCAACAGCUGCAGCAGCGGCGACGACCGCUUCCUAGUGGGCAGGGGGGUGCAGAUCAGCCCACCCCACCACCACCACCACCACCACCACCACCACCACCACCCCCAGCCAGCCACCUACCAGACUCCUGGGAACCUGGGAGUGUCCUACUCCCACUCAAGUUGUGGCACAAGCUAUGGGGCGCAGAACUUCGGCGCAUCUUACAGCCCCUAUGCGUUAAAUCAGGAAGCAGAUGUAAGUGGUGGGUACCCCCAGUGCGCUCCCGCUGUUUACUCUGGAAAUCUUUCAUCUCCCAUGGUGCAGCAUCACCACCACCACCAGGGUUAUGCCGGGGGCGCGGUGGGCUCGUCUCAGUACAUUCACCACUCAUAUGGACAAGAGCACCAGAGCCUGGCCUUGGCCACGUAUAAUAACUCCUUGUCCCCUCUUCACGCCAGCCACCAAGAAGCCUGUCGCUCCCCUGCGUCGGAGACAUCUUCUCCAGCGCAGACCUUUGACUGGAUGAAAGUCAAAAGAAACCCUCCCAAAACAGGGAAAGUUGGAGAGUACGGCUACGUGGGUCAACCCAACGCUGUGCGCACCAAUUUCACCACGAAGCAACUUACCGAGCUGGAGAAGGAGUUCCACUUCAACAAGUACCUGACGCGCGCUCGCAGGGUGGAGAUCGCCGCGUCCUUGCAGCUCAAUGAGACCCAAGUGAAGAUCUGGUUCCAGAACCGCCGAAUGAAGCAGAAGAAACGAGAGAAGGAGGGCCUCUUGCCCAUCUCUCCGGCCACCCCGCCGGGAAGCGAUGAGAAGGCCGAGGAAUCCUCAGAGAAGUCCAGCUCCUCGCCCUGUGUUCCUUCCCCAGGGUCUUCUACCUCAGACACUCUGACUACCUCCCACUGAGGCCACCCCAGCCCCACACUCCGUAGCCCAAGCUUCUCCUCGGGCUGGAGCUUAUAAACCAAAGCACAUUCUUAGCUUACCUUCCUUUCCAUUCACAGCCUCUCUUUUCCUUUCUGAUCCUAUCUGGGGGAGUUCCUGGCCAGGUUAAUGUGUUUCCAGAGAAUUCUGGACCACAGACUUUGUGAGGGGUUAAAUUCUUAAUCCAGACUGGGUAUCAGAAUCAAUUUUCUUAUGGACUUUAACAGGUUUUCCCACUUUAAUAUUUCCACAGAACUUACUGUUCUUUUGGAUGCCCUUUGGAAACUAGUCGUCUUUGCUAGCAGAAACAUGUCAAAGGGUGGCCUCUCUCAUCUUUUACCUGUCUGCAUAUUUACAGUCCUCCCUGACCCUGACCUUAAAAGUAGGAGAUACAUAUAUAUCUAUCUAGAGAGAGGAGAGAGUUCAGGAGCUCACAAGGAAAGAUGCACUAUGAGUGUUUACACAAUUCAUCUUUUAAUUUAAUUCAGUUUCAUGUGUGUGAGUUUGCUGGUUGUAAAUACUUUGUCCUGAGAGAUUUAUCUUUAUACGGAUUUUCUAGAAAUGUUUGGAUUAAGUGACUAAAACAAGGUGGACUAACUCUCAAAGCUGAUACAAUUUUUUAUGUGAUUAUAGGUGAAUGAAGGCAUUCUUUCAUUUAAGCCCAAUGAGAUGGUUCAGAGGGUAUCCUCGAUUCUUUCUUUUAGUGACUUAAGAAGGCCUGCCUACAGAGCACAAGGUUCAGAAACCUGGCUUCCUGUGCUAAGUCCCCCCCCCAGCCCCUACUCCUUUCUUCUUGCUUCUCUGGCCACCCCCUUCCAUUUAAAAUUUAUGCUGGAUUAUUCUGAACCUAAAGAUAUCAUUCAAACCAGCUUUUUCCUUUCACAGUUAUUUUAGCUGGAUAUGAUGUAUUUUCAGCUCUAUUGUUAAUGUGAUGGAUGGCGCAACGAAUGUGUAUUUUGUGUGAUUCGUGAAUAGUGUUCUGCAUGUCGCACAAUGUUUUUUGAUUUUCCUGAAGUAUCACACUGAGUUCUAUCAGUUCUUCUUUGUGAGCCUAUGAUAUUCCCCAUUUUCUGUACAAUCAUGAAUAGCUCUGAGAUGCCGGAGUGAUGUGAUCAGAGCAGAGUUACGGGUCUUAAGAUGUCUGUAAUAAAUAUAU